AUGUCUGGGACUUACAAGUUGCUUGGCGUUUCUCUUCUCUUUUUUAUACUUGUAGUUCAUGCAAAGGAUCAAGCAGGCUUCAUCAGCAUAGAUUGUGGGCGACUAAAUAGUUCAAGCUAUAGUGAGGGGACAACAGGCAUAAUUUAUGUUUCAGAUACCAGCUUCAUAGACAGUGGUGAAAGUAAAUUCAUCUCCUCAGAGUACAAAGAAGACUAUCAACAGCAGCUCUGGUCUCUAAGGAGCUUCCCUCAAGGAACUAGGAACUGCUACAAAAUAAACAAUAUUAAAAAUGGUACUAAAUAUUUAAUCCGAACAUCUUUUUUGUAUGGAAACUAUGAUGGUCAAGGCACUUUACCAGAAUUCGAGCUAUAUCUUGGAGCUAAUAUGUGGGAUUCUAUAAAGUUGGAAACUGUAGGCAGUUAUAGCCUAGUGAAGGAGAUAAUACAUAUUCCACUGCAGAACUAUAUAGAUGUUUGUCUGGUCAAUAUAGGUUUGGGAACACCAUUUAUAUCAUCGAUAGAAUUACGGCCUUUGAGUCUUUCAUAUUACAAAACUCAAACUGGAUCCUUGGCGCUACUCUACCGGUGGGACACUGGUCCAAAAGGUAAUAGAGGGUACAGGUAUCCUAGGGAUGUUAAUGAUCGUUUUUGGUAUCCCUAUCAUCGCGAAGAUUGGACAAACAUAAGUACCUCCCUCACUAUUGAGCCUGAUGAUGAUAUAUACCAACUGCCAUCAGUUGUGAUGAGCACUGCUGCCACGCCCAAAAGUGAAAACGGUUCCUUGGAAUAUUGGCUGCCAAAAGAUAAUAAUAGUGCCCGAUAUUAUGUGUACUUGCACAUUGCAGAAGUGGAAAACCUUCAACCAAACCAGUCUAGACGAUUUACAGUUUCUUAUGGUGGAGAGGUGUUUGAGCCCAAAUCUCUUGUUUUCAAGCAAUCAACCACCCUGUUUAGCCGUAGUGGUCAUGUUGGAGGACAACCCUUUAUAAUCUCUAGGACCCCCAAUUCAACCCUUCCCCCUAUCAUCAAUGCCAUUGAGGUUUAUGUGGUCAAACAGUUCUUGCAGUCAGACACCCUUCAAACAGAUGCUGAUGCCAUGACAAAACUCAAGUCAACUUAUGGUGUAAAAAAAAAUUGGCAAGGGGAUCCAUGUGUCCCUGAACUUUACUCUUGGGAAGGUCUAAACUGCAGUAAAGAUGGUUAUGAUCCCCCCAGAAUCACAUCCUUGAACUUGUCCUCAAGUGGGUUAACUGGGGAGAUACCUUUUGCAAUAUCCAAUCUCACUAUGUUAGAAGUUCUGGAUCUGUCAUACAACAAUUUUACAGGAUCAGUGCCAGAGUUUUUAUCUAAAUUGACAAACUUAAGGAUCGUAAACUUGGAGAAAAAUAAUCUCAAUGGAUCAGUUCCAGUUCAACUAAUAGAAAAAUCCAAUAACGGUACCCUAGAAUUAAGUGUGGGUCAAAAUCCAAAUCUCUGUGUAUCGGUUUCAUGCGGAAAGAAGAAGAAGAAAAAUGCUGUAGUUCCAGUAGUAGCAUCGGUUAGUGGAACCUUUGCUCUCUUAGUGAUGGUGGCAGCAAUCUACUUUGGUGUUAAACAUAAAAGGAAGCUAAAACAUGCUGAAAGAUCAACAACUCCAUACAGUUCAUUAGAGUCGAAAAAAAGACAAUUCACAUGGUCCGAGAUACUCAGGAUUACCAACAAUUUUGAAAGGGUUCUUGGUCAAGGUGGAUUUGGAACAGUUUUUUAUGGCUUAACAGAUGGCACUGAAGUAGCUGUGAAGGUGCUUUCUGCUUCAUCAGUUCAGAGGUAUCAACAAUUUCAUGCAGAGGUCAAUCUUCUCAUGAGAGUUCAUCAUAGAAAUUUAACAAGCCUUAUCGGAUAUUGCAAUGAUGGAACUAAUGCAGCGCUCCUCUAUGAGUACAUGGCCAAUGGGAAUUUAAAGACUCAUAUUUCAGGUUCAGCUGCAAAUAAAAUUUCAAUCAUCUUGAAAUGGGAAGAUAGACUCCGAAUAGCACUUGAGGCGGCACAAGGACUGGAAUAUAUGCAUGCUGGUUGUAAGCCUCCUAUAGUCCACAGAGAUGUCAAAUCUACAAAUAUCUUGUUAAAUGAAAACUUUCAAGCCAAACUAUCUGAUCUUGGCCUAUCCAAAUUAUUUCCCGCUGAUAAUCAGACUCACGUAUCGACAGUAGUUGCUGGCACUCUUGGAUAUUUGGACCCUGAGUACUACAUGUCAAAUUGGUUAAAUGAGAAAAGUGAUGUUUAUAGUUAUAGAGUUGUUCUUUUGGAGAUAAUAUCUGGCCGACCAGCAGUGGCUAAGACUCAUGAAAAGACUCAUAUAAGCACAUGGGUCAGUUCCAUGCUUGCCAAAGGAGACAUCAAAAGUAUUGUGGAUAGGAGGUUACAAGGAAACUUUGAUACAAACUCUGUCUGGAAAGCUGUUGAACUAGCAAUGGCAUGUGUAUCCCCUGCUUCCACAAAAAGGCCAAUGAUGAGUCAGGUUGUGGCAGAACUAAGGGACUGCUUGGCUGCAGAACGGGCUCGUGGAUGGAAAAGCCAUGAGAUUUCUGAUUCAAUUGAAUUGUCAUCUUUAAAUAUGACAACUGAGCUCAGGCCCGUGGCUAGGUAG
Ziziphus jujuba (common jujube) is the source of this 2625-nucleotide messenger RNA. Its product is annotated as probable LRR receptor-like serine/threonine-protein kinase At1g05700. The transcript is spliced from 13 exons. Gene Ontology annotation, molecular function: ATP binding; protein binding; protein kinase activity. Lineage: Eukaryota; Viridiplantae; Streptophyta; Magnoliopsida; Rosales; Rhamnaceae. Gene Ontology annotation, biological process: protein phosphorylation. The record is from RefSeq and is a predicted model, not a curated record. Bases 1 to 2625 code for a protein of 874 amino acids.